Molecule: messenger RNA, 1509 nt
Organism: Rotaria sp. Silwood2
Lineage: Eukaryota; Metazoa; Rotifera; Eurotatoria; Philodinida; Philodinidae
Source: the annotation of a GenBank genome assembly
AUGAUAAGCAAAAAUUAUUUUGUCUUCUUUUUCAUUUAUUCAAUAAGUUUCUUAUAUUUAAUACAAUGUCAAAUAACAAAUCAAUAUGAUCAAAUAAUAUCGAAUGAACCCGAUUAUAUUGAUGUAAAAUAUAUUCCAUCAAUACUUCAUAAUGAUAAAAUUUAUUUAACUAUUCUAUAUAAAUGUUCAUCAUUAACACAACGUCGUAUAUCAUUAUCUAUAUAUAUUGAAAGAACAUUAUAUCAUACAAAUGUUGCUGUUUUUCGUCGAUAUUGGUUUUGUCAUAAAUCAACUCAUGUUAAAAUUCGUUAUGUACGUGUACAUUUACAUCGUUCAAUAGCAUAUGCUUCGGAUUCUGCAUUAAAUUUACAAUCAUGGCCUAUUGAACAAGGUCGAUUAAAAAUAAUAAUGUAUAAAAAUAAACAAGAAAAUGAAAAUGAAAUUCUGAAAAAACUUGAAUAUAAUGUAAGAUUUUUACCAGUACAUCAACGACCAAGUUUUCGUUCAUUUCGAUGGAAUCCUUUUAUAAAUAAAACAAUUGAUGGUAUUUGUCAUAACGAACCCGAAGUAGUACGAAUCAUAAAUUAUCCAUUGGUACUUACAGGUAGUGUUUAUGGAAAAUAUUUCGUUCUUUCAACUUAUCAAGAUUAUAGUCUUCGGUUAGAACAACAAAUUCAAUUAAUACGACCAAAAUUUUCAAUCAUAUUUUGGUUAUAUAUUGAUGAAUAUUGUGCUAAUGAAUCAAUUACAAUUCAGUGUUCUAUUUUACAACAUUUAACGUUUAAUAAUACACAUUUAACUCCAGAAAUUUUUCUUAAUCGAGAAGGUCAAAUUGUAGUAAAUAUGUAUGGACAUAUAUAUGAUCUAAAAGGAACAGGAGCACGAACUCUUGCAUCAAUACCAAAAAAAGAUUGGUGUCGAAUAGCUUUUAUUGUUAAUGAAUAUAAUUGGAAUAUUUAUAUAAAUUGUCUUCAAACAUGGGAUAAACCUAUCAAAGCUAAUCAUAAUUCUCCUAUUUAUUAUCAUUUUAAUGAUGAAUUUGGAACAUUUAUCGUUGGUGGUAGUGAUAUUACGCCAUCAUUUCGAGGAUUUAUUAGUCAAAUGGAUAUAUAUCGACGAAUAGCGCUUACUUAUGACCAAUUACCAAAAAGACUCGAUAUAUCAUUUAUGCCAUAUUUACCAUCUAUAAUUCAAGAAUCAAGCGACUGUAAACGUCAUUUACAUUUAUUUAGACAAUGCCGCGAACAUAUUUUUUUAAUAUUACGUCUUUUAAAUCAAUUUUUAGUUACAUGUAAUGCUCAACCAUUUCCAUUGAAUAAAUCUAAUCGACAAUGUCUUCUUAUUCGUACAUGGAAACGACAAUUAUCGUUACCGGCAUUAUCUACGGAUAUUCGCUAUCGUGUUUUUCGAGCUUUACGACGACGAAAAAUGAAUUCUACACAGGAUGUAGCUAAUAAACUUUUUGAAUUAACACAAAAACUUCUUGUAAGUGGCAAUUUUUAUACUUAA